AAACAUUGAACUGCCAUGCGGGGCGUGCAGAUCUUCUCGGGGACUUCCCAUCCCGGCCUCGCAGAUACCAUCUGCGAGCGCCUGGGUGCCUCUCCCGCCAAAGCCGACCUGGGCAAAUUUGCCAACGGUGAGACCAGCGUCAACAUCGGCGUCUCCGUCCGUAACCAGGAUGUCUACAUCCUGCAGAGUGGCAGCAAUAAGAUCAAUGACAGUGUCAUGGAGCUUCUCAUCAUGAUCUCCGCGUGCAAGGGUGGUUCGGCCAAGUCUAUUACUGCGGUCAUGCCGUAUUUCCCCUACUCGCGUCAAUCCAAGAAGAAGAGCCAUCGCGGCGCCAUUACCGCCCGUAUGCUCGCCAACCUCCUCUCCAUCGCCGGCGUGGACCAUGUCAUCACCAUGGACCUGCACGCAUCUCAGAUGCAAGGCUUUUUUGGCAAACCGGUCGACAACCUCUUCGCCGAGCCCUUCAUUGCCCGCUGGAUCCGGAUGAAUGUGGAGGGCUGGAGAGAUGCCGUGGUGGUGAGCAAGAAUGCCGGCGGUACCAAGCGAGUAACUUCGCUGGCCGAUACCCUGAAGCUGAACUUUGGAAUCGUGACCACCGACCGGCGCCGCCCCAAGGUCCCCGUCACCAUGUCCGACAGCACCGUCUUUUUCGACGCCGUCGAUGAAGAGGCUCGGAUUCCCAAGGGCCAGCAGCCGUUCGCGCUUCACCUGCAGAAUGCCCAGGGUACCUCUUCCAUCCCGGAGAAGACCGAGCCGAUCAAUGUUGCGCGGACGCUUCUGCGUCCCGAGACUCCCCCCGCGGCUCGUCGCCCAUCGGAGCUCGAGGCUCAACACGAAUACACUGAUCUACGGGUGCAGGAUGUCAUCACCGGUCGUCUGGUCCAAGGUCAGUUGGUAGACGAUGAUUAUCACCCCGAGUCCGGCUCUCAGUCCGAUGGCACCACUCCUGGCGCCGUUGGCAGCGGCAGCGCCGACAAUACCGAGGUGGUCCCCGAUGCCAUGUGCAACUCGAUGGUCUCCAAUGCAUCCUCUCUACCGCCCGACCACGCGCUGGGCGGCUCCUUUGACGCUGCCGAGUCGGAUGACGAUGAGGCGAGCGUCGUGGGCUACGAACACCAUGAAAAGACCAUCACACUGGUGGGCGAGGUCCGCAAUCGGCCCGUGUUCAUUGUGGACGACAUGAUUGACAAGAGCGGAUCGUGGAUCGCCGCCGCCGAGACUGUCGUGAAGCGCGGCGGUGCUCGCAAAGUGUACUGCAUUGCGACCCACGGUCUCUUCGGAACCGAUUCGCUCGCUCAGAUGGAGGCGUGCCCUUCCAUUGACCACAUCGUCGUCACCAAUACCUUCCCAAUCGAGCCGUCGAUGAUUCGGCGAUCAAAGAAGUUGAUCGUCAUCGACGUCUCCACCCUCCUAGCGGAGAGCAUCCGGCGUCACCACUACGGUGAAAGCGUCUCGGCUCUCUUCCACCUUAAUGACUGA
Messenger RNA from Penicillium cinerascens, 1479 nucleotides. Its product is annotated as ribose phosphate diphosphokinase subunit PRS1. The record is from RefSeq and is a predicted model, not a curated record. Lineage: Eukaryota; Fungi; Ascomycota; Eurotiomycetes; Eurotiales; Aspergillaceae. Gene Ontology annotation, molecular function: magnesium ion binding; ribose phosphate diphosphokinase activity. Bases 16 to 1479 code for a protein of 487 amino acids. The transcript has 5 exons. Gene Ontology annotation, cellular component: cytoplasm; ribose phosphate diphosphokinase complex. Gene Ontology annotation, biological process: purine nucleotide biosynthetic process; ribonucleoside monophosphate biosynthetic process; 5-phosphoribose 1-diphosphate biosynthetic process.